AUGGGGACCCGGGACGACGAGUAUGACUACCUAUUUAAAGGUGCGACCGGCGGGCCCAGACCCACGAGGGUGAUGCAGAGAUGUGGCACCAGGCGGGUCAGGGCCGCGCUCUGGAGCGGUGAGGCCGAAGGUGGAGUUCGGGGGUUGAGGCCUGGCAGGUACCACCGUGGUGCGGUGGGUGCACUGCCAGUAUAUGACAUUGCCAAGCACCUGACAUAUGAGAAUGUAGAGCGCUGGCUAAAGGAGCUGCGGGACCAUGCAGACAGCAACAUCGUCAUCAUGCUGGUGGGCAACAAAAGUGACCUACGCCACCUGCGGGCUGUGCCCACUGACGAGGCCCGCGCCUUUGCAGAAAAGAACAAUUUAUCCUUCAUUAAGACCUCAGCCUUGGAUUCUACCAACGUAGAGGAAGCAUUCAAGAACAUUCUCACAGAAAUCUACCGCAUUGUGUCACAGAAGCAAAUUGCUGACCGUGCAGCUCAUGAUGAGUCCCCUGGCAAUAAUGUGGUGGACAUCAGCGUGCCACCCACCACUGAGGGACAGAAGCCCAACAAGUUGCAGUGCUGCCAGAACCUGUGACUACCCCACAUCUCCACCUUCACCCAGCGUGCGUGCAAGGCUGGUCUCGGCCCACCCUUCACCAGUGUCCUGGCCCUCCCCCUCAUCCCUCUGGGACUGUCCCCACCCUUCAAAUGAGCUCUGCCUGUCAGCCACCCAGCCCAGGAAGAGCAGAGCAUCAAGCAACCUCCCUCUAGCCUGUUUGAGAGAAGCUAGAAGCCCUUGCUUGUGUACUUGCUUUCCUUGGGUCCCUGUGGGCAUCUUGACUAGGUGGGGAGAUUGGCAAGAUGGAUAGUGCCAGCCAGAGGUGAGGAGGAAGAGUGGACAGAGCUGGCUUCUCCCAUUUUCCAUGGCAGACUCCAGGGAGCAAUGACUUCCCUUUCACUCUGGCCAGUUGGCCCAGCUGGUCCACAUCCCCACCCAGACCCAUCUCUAGGCUGAUACCCAAAGAGCCAGGCAGCAGGGCUUGGGUAGGUGGACGUUUGACCCUGCCUCCCGCCUGUACCUCCACAGCCAGUGCAGCCUUGAGUGCUCCUGGGCCUGCGAAACUUCUGCUCCUGCCUAUAGAUUCAUGCUGGGAGAAGAUUCCCUCACCCCUUUUCUUGCCCUCCUCUGCACGCAGCAAUUCCUUUAGCCCCACCUGUCUUCCCUUCUCUGUCUUGUCUCCCUGUCUGGUCAGGAACCUAUUUGCAAGUGAAGCAAUAUUUCCAUGUUUUGUAUAUAUAACUGCUCUUGUAGACUUUGGUUUUUGUUAUUGUAGAGAAACACAGAUUCUUUAUACCCUUUGUAAGAUUUAUGCCAAACCCCAGCUCUUGAUCUCUUAUUUUCCCUGUGGCCCCUGCACUGUUGCCCAUUACUAAAAUGUAUAAGCCAA
Molecule: messenger RNA, 1432 nt
Organism: Jaculus jaculus (lesser Egyptian jerboa)
Lineage: Eukaryota; Metazoa; Chordata; Mammalia; Rodentia; Dipodidae
Product: ras-related protein Rab-11B-like
Exons: 1
Coding region: 1-579 (192 amino acids)
Biological process (GO): constitutive secretory pathway; regulated exocytosis
Cellular component (GO): recycling endosome
Molecular function (GO): GTPase activity; GTP binding
Source: RefSeq, a predicted model, not a curated record